UUUGAACAUAAAUAAGAGCUACAUUCAGCACUUUCUUCCUCAGCAGAGUUUGGAAAGGUCAGAGAGAGUGCAAUCUAAUCGGCAGCUCUCUGACAACAAAGAUCACAGAAGAUGGAUUUUUAAAACCCCCCUUUUUAUAGUGUCUUGUGUAAUCUGGCGAAGUUAUUAUGCAGAAUUCUGCAAGUUGUUUUCUCAAACCUAAAUAAGAUCAAUUUAAGCCCCUGUCCUGGUUGCUGUGCGCUUGCUAACUUGGCUUAACCCUUUGUCGUCUUAAUCGCGCUUGACUGGAUCUUAUUUUCAACAAUCAUCCGACGAUCCGCGUCCCUUCAGAGAUGGAUUUUGAUAUUGCUCCAGGCGACAUCAGCCCUGUAAAUGAUCCGUUCAGCGCCGGGCCCGAUGCAGUCCUCAGACCUCCGCUGCUCUCCUUACCGGAGAUCGGGGCGAGGGGCUCCCCCUGCGUGAACCUGUCCUCCCCCGGACCCAUGGCAGUGCUGUCUCCUGUGACCAACCUGGCUCUAAACCUGAAUAAUCUCGCUGUUCUUGGAGGUCAAUGUGAGACACCAAAGCGGAAGAAAACCUUGCCCCUCCUGAAGAUCCCUUCCUUCGCCUCUGAUGCUUCUUCAGAUGCAGGUCUUGGACUAGAGUCUCCCAGCCCUUUGGAUGCUCUGGAUGCUGAGCAGAAGUUUGAGAAGGCCAUGCAGGAUGCCACACGAGCAGUUAAUGAAAAAAUGCCCAUUCGCAGGAUACACUCUUUGCCACUGCAAUUUUUGGGUCACAGUCCCAAUUUGAGAAAUAAAGAACAAGAUCCCUCGCGCUAUGGAGUGUGGACUCGUGCAAAUGGCAGCGACAACAAAGAGAACCUGGCUGAGGAGAAUUUUGAGUUCAAGAAGCCUUCCAUGCCAGCAUCACACUGUCGUACGCGGUCCACUGGAGGUACCAAGGAUGCUUUUGCCUGCCGACCCAACUCUGCUCCUGCUUUAAUGCUUUCCCCACCUUCAUCCCAUCAGCCCGACUCUUCAGACGAGAGCAGUCCCUUCAUAUUGCGCCGCCCCUCGCUCUCCUGUCUCCACGAUGAUGAUGAUGAUGAUGGCUUCUUAGAGGGGCUGGAUGAUGUGGAGAACGACUCUGAGGUUCCUUUUGGAAUGGACAGUCUUCUCACAGCUCCUCUGGUGGCUAAACAAAGUACUGACAGUAAUUAUUCGCCUGUUGUUCGCUGCCGUCCACGUGGGUUGUUCCGAUCUCCCUCUAUGCCGAACCCCGGAGGGCGUAUCCCACUAAAGAGAUCUGAGAGGCCACAGGAUGAGAACACACCUGUCAGAGUGAAGAGGAGGCGGAGCCUGGCAGGGACACAAGUUGCACCCACAGAACAGGAGGAUGUUAUGCCUCAUCAGGUUCAAAGGUCAAAGUCAUUUAGUCACACACAGAUUGAAAGAAUGUUGGAUACAGAUCCCAGUAAUGUGACUGGAGAUUUCACGAAGGCUCCUGCGCUACCCACAGUUGAAGGAAAACACCAAGAGUUGAAAUACAUCACUCCAGAUAUUAUGGUUAAAGCAAUGAACGGCCAGUACAGCGAUCUGGUGGAGAGGCUCUUUGUCAUCGACUGCCGUUAUCCGUAUGAGUAUGAGGGCGGUCAUAUUAAGGGUGCCCUCAACCUCCAUCAAGAGGAUCAAAUUGAAGACUACUUUUUAAAGAGUCCUAUUCUUCCAGAAUGUCCCAAGAAGCGUGUCCUGCUGGUUUUCCACUGUGAAUUUUCAUCUGAACGUGGCCCACGGAUGUGUCGCUAUGUUCGACAAAGAGAUCGGUUUUUAAAUGAGUACCCCAACCUCCAUUACCCUGAACUCUAUAUCCUGAAGGGAGGCUACAAAGACUUUUUCCCGCUUCACAAGUCGGUCUGUGAACCACAGGCUUACAGGCCGAUGCAUCAUGAAGACUUUAAAGAAGACCUGAGGAAGUUCCGCCUUAAGAGCCGCACCUGGGCUGGAGAACGCAGCAAGAGAGACAUGUACAGCCGUCUCAAAAAUCUUUGAGCCUCAUGUUCUCCCAUUCCCUCAGCAUUGUACUGCCUUUACUCUCUCAUAUGCUGCCCUCACACAUGAGACUUGGCAGAGACCUGAAGAUGUGUGUUUGGUGGGAACAGUUAUUGGUUUACAGGGUUUGGUAUUUCUUUAGUACUAUGUCAAACGAGGUUGAGAGGCUAUUACGUGUCUCUGCCUGUUUUAACUUUUAAACCGUCAUUAUUCACCCUGAUCUCUCUUGAGAAACACACAGCUACAUGUCACUGUCAUGUAUUACACGUACACGUUUUAACUAACCUGUAUUUUUACCCCCACGUUUUUGGCCACUGGCCUGUCCUAACUUGUAUGUCGGAUUGAUUAAUGACUAUUUUAACUUGUGCUCCCCCCCUCCCCUUGAGCACUUUUCCCCCCCUUUUUAAUUGUUGUGGUGAUUACGUGAUUUAUGCAUUCAUUUUGCCCACUCUUUCUCACAUUUGGUCAGUUGCCCAAUGGUAAAGCCGUGAUUACAGCCAGAGGACUAAUUACAUUUGUUGUAUAAAUUGGUUUAUGUAUUUUGAAUGUCACAAUUAUGCAAAUUCUCAUGUCGCAAAAUAAUGAUUUAAAUUUUUACCCGUAUGUUUUCAGAGAGUUAUGUUGGCAAUGACCAUAUUGCUUUGAGUGUCCUGGUUUGAGUUUUUGGAAAUUGUGAGCAUUCUUUUAGGGGGAGCUAGCAAUAAUCCCCCCCCCCCCCUUACUUGGCCUACAGCUUUAACUCAGAAUUUUUCUGCUGCUGGUCAGCAAGUGAUGACCACAUCAAUGUUCACCAAAAUGUUCUGAAAUUAGAUUUAGUUCUAUUUGUAAACCAGUGACCGUUGAGAGUUGCAAUUCUCACUCCCAUGCAAGUGUUUUUGUAAAUUUUAUCUUCCUGAGUGUAUGUUUUAUUGGUCAUGUGGGACUGAGAGGCUGGUUUAUGCAUUCAUGAAUAAACUUGGAGUUUGGGGUAAUAACUCUUUGCUCAA
Molecule: messenger RNA, 3013 nt
Organism: Sinocyclocheilus anshuiensis
Lineage: Eukaryota; Metazoa; Chordata; Actinopteri; Cypriniformes; Cyprinidae
Product: M-phase inducer phosphatase 1-like
Exons: 15
Coding region: 333-2027 (564 amino acids)
Biological process (GO): positive regulation of G2/M transition of mitotic cell cycle; G2/M transition of mitotic cell cycle; protein dephosphorylation
Cellular component (GO): cytoplasm; nucleus
Molecular function (GO): protein tyrosine phosphatase activity
Source: RefSeq, a predicted model, not a curated record